UUCUGCAACGGAAUAUUGGUAAACUACUAUUUGUAUGAGAUUCUGUCCAGGAAAUGACCCCAGGGUGACCACAUCAUCCCUGUCUAUGAAAUCAUGCUACAGUGGUCACUGAAAUAUCCCCGUGUAUUACAACAUCUCUCACUGACCAAAAAAGUAUUCUUAAGAAUGUUGCCAGUGCAACCGUGAUAUCGGAAGCCCUUCAUAGGCGCGAUUACAUUGAUAGGUACAUGGAAUUAAAGUAUCACUGUUGUGAAAUCAUGGUUCACUUAUCGUAGUUUCCUACCAAAAAGCUAUAAAAUUAUUAAUGGCGAUGCUUCAAAAUUGUCUUACGGAUCCUGGAAAUUCGUUGACUUACACAAUAAUAAAAAAAUGUGUGAGGUUGACAAAAAGUCUUUAGAAUUUUAUACCGUAACUCAUUAGGUACCUAUUAAUUGAACUUUUUGAAAUGGUCUUCUAUGAGUAAACAGCUCCGGUUAAAACCGAAAAGCUAUGUUUUUUUAGCGGGUGCAGUAAAAAUACAGCCUGAAAGUCCAGCUUUUCCACACCAAAGCCAGCAUGACUUGAUUAUGUAUCUUUUAACGCCUUCAGCAUCGAUGUAACUUCCUUUAAAAUGAUUUUGGUUAGGAUCAGUUGUUCUACCAAAUAGAGGCUUUUAUGCAAUUAUGUGCGGGCACGGUUUCGUCGAAUGUAGCGGCGCCGGAAAAAAGUAAAGUAUGCAGUCUUCUCAUAUCGAAGAGGCAAGACUGGGCAUAGGCCUAAGUAUUUUGCAACUGCUUAAUGCGUUUGAUAUUUAAGAGUGAUACUUAUGUGAGCAUUAUGAGCAUUCUCUAUCGGAGUAAUGAUUCACGAAAUUCGUGUAUCUCAACCAGUUUACUUUUACAACCAGUAACAUAAUUUUUAAUAUAACAAACUAACAUGCUAAAAUUAUGGAUAAUCCAAUUUUUAUUUUCAGCUUUCCAAUUUAUCUCAGGUAUAUAAUAAGCACAUUACUUUCUUCCUUUUUAACUUGUUGAUCAACUGAUAUUCAUGUUGCAGUUCAAUUCAGCUUAAUGUUUGUUUAAAAAAGACAAGUGCUCCAUAUCAGCAUCGUUAUGGAAGCGCACAGUUAAACAGAAAAAAUGUGUAAGAUUUUUCCAAUAAACGCAAUGUGCCAGCAUGAUACAUUAUUUAUUUAGUAAGCCUUGAUAAUUAUUAAGUUGAAUCAUUGAAUUUUAAUUUUCCUUCAGUUUACCUUAAGUGGGCCUUGAUUGCUAAGUCUUUACUUUAGCACUAUCCAUUAAUAUAUCCGGCUAAAACUUGCAGUUGCCCUUUCCUAAUAACACUUGACAUCUUCAAUUCCGAAACAGCUGUCCAAACUUUGCUUUUUUCGUGCAGCCUAAAUUUUUCGGAAAUUUCCUAUAGAUGGGGCAUAUAAGCAAACGCAAUCGCUUUUGUUGGUAUAUUAUCCAAAUAUGAACGAUUCACCGGAAAUUCGUCCUAGCUUUUUUUUUUUGACUACCUACUUACUCAAUGGCUUGACACGUAUAGGACCAAUGCCAAUUCUUCGUUAAACGGUAAUCAACAGAGGAUUAGCCUUAACAGACAAAUUCACCGUAAAAACCGGACUGUCUUGAGAGCUUGUAAGCACCAGGGGAGUGGAGUUCGAACAUAAAAAAGGUACUGUUCUUUGUUCACACACAUUUUGUAGAAUGUGUCGUUAAGACAACGAAUCCUGAUAUCUUUUAGUUAUAAGGUACGCGUUAGGCAGCACGUAAAUUGAACAAUCAAAUGACUUUGCUGAAAUACCUAUUUGUACCGAAGCACAAUGUAACGAAUGCAAAUGUAAACUAUUUGUAUCUAAUGGACAGGUAUCAAGGUAGGUGUCAUUGUGCAGUUAGGAUAUGAAAUGUAUCCGGGAAAAAUAAACGAAGUCAAGUGACUUAAAUUAUUCUUUCGAAUCAAUCCACCUAAUGGCUCUUUUCCAUCUAAUUGGCAGGAGAGAAAAAAACCUAGCAAUUUUAAAGUCCCCAAUUACACUCGAAGGUACUAGAUUUUCUUUUUUUCAAUCAAGUUUUCCUCCAUAGAGUUUGUUUAAUUCAGUAGUUGUAAACGUUGGAUAUUUAAUACUCGUAAUACCACUUCGACAAACAUUACUUUCUAAUGACUCAUGGAGGUUUCAUUGAAUCAAUUCAGUGAAUUUUAAAACACUUUUGGUUUAACAAGCAUGGUUCGAAGUGCACCAAGGAUAAGGGUUUGGCUAACCUUACGAGAAUAGAUGAUCACCAGCUGAACCUUAAAAAGCAUAGGGCAACAACUAUAUAAAAUGUUUAUUUUUAACUGACGAUUCGACAAAACGCCGCUGAGUUGAUUCCCACUUACACAUCUUUUUAACUCAUUGUCAUGUACAUGAUUAAACGAUAAGUGCUGUAGUGGAAUAUGUUCUUUAAACAUGUAAGUCAUAACCACAGUUAUUCACCUGUUGUCAUAUCUCAAGGCAAGCACGUUUUUCGCGUUCGAUAUGGUGCUGCAUUGAUUUGUCUGUGCCGUUUUAAUCUUAGACGCAGUCUCGGGUAAAUCCUUUGUGAUAUUUGCCGGUAUUUGCUCUUGUUAUGCAACGUCACGACAUUGGCGGUAGCCCUUCGUUAGCAGUUUUUCCUUAAGAGGCAUAACAGCAGCAGAGGACCAGUGUGACUGAGUAUCGCUAUGAAGCUGCGCCAGGAGGCUAUUGGCAACCUGCAACGUCCUGCAGAUGGUGCGCGUCUCGAGCCAAAAUACCGGGCCAGCUCUUGAAAUAGCUGUCCGCUGUCGAGAUCCCCACAUGGUCCAGGAACUGCUCGGACAUCCUAAAAUCGAAACCGAACUCGUGUAUAAGGCUGUACUCGUGGCCAUCGAGGAAAACAUGAUCGAUGAGGUCAGCACGCUACUUGACAGUCCGGCGGCCCUGCGAGCGGCAGCCGAACGACCUUCAGAAUACCCUAAUAUUCUCGUCGAUAACAUGUGUCCGAUUGUUCAAGCCGCCUUACUAGACAGACUGGACAUAACCAAGUUGCUUCUCGACAAGGGUCACCACAUAGAAAAACCGCAUCCACGACAAUGUAAGUGCGAGUUACGGUGUGCAAAUGCAGAUUAUCAUGAAGAGCUGUCCGAAUCCCAAGUCGAGCUUAACUCGUUACGAGGACUCGCGUCUCCUACUUAUCUGGUUCUCACGUCACCGGACCCAAUAUUGACAGCCUUUUACAUGUCGCGUGACCUGAAGACCGAAGCAAUAGAGCGGCCAGAGUUCCGCGAGGAAUUGUUACAACUUUCUCAGCAAUGUGAACAUUUCGCAGCUGAACUGCUCGAUCAGUGCCAAACAUCCGAGGAGGUACAAACAGUUCUAUCACAAACUCAAGGUUUUCCGGAUUCAAGGCCAUUUCGUUUCCCUCGGCUCUAUCUUGCCAUUUUAUUGCAACAGAAACAGUUUGUGGCCAGGCCAAACUGCCAACAAGUUCUGCACACAUUGUGGAUGUCCGGUAUACCACAAUGGUAUUCCUGGUCAUUCUAUAGACGCUUUUUCCACAUCUUCACGCAGGUGCUUUUUACCCCCCUUCUCUGUCUCACUUUUCUCAUCUAUCCUCGAGCUAAGCUUCUGCACGUAUUCCGUGUACCCAUGAAUAAGUUUAUCCACCAUUUGACACUGUAUCUGAUCUUUCUAUCGCUAAUUCUCAUCACGCUAUUCUAUGGUCGUCGAGACCAAUUUCGGUUUCGCGCGCUCUGGAGUGAAGUUCUCGUAGGCAUAUUUGUCGUCGGCUACGUGUGGGAACUAAUGCUCAGCAUGUACACGUUGGGCUUUCGAAUAUUCAUGCGCUCUCUAUGGUCGGUUUACCAGCUGGUGAUGUUCUUUCUCUUUCUGGUUGCGGAAAUUCUUUACCUUGUUGUGUUUGCAACCUCCCGAACGAUUCGCGACAACCUUCAACGUGAGCUUUGGCCAUGGUAUCACCCGUACCUCAUUGGUGAGGCAUUGUACGCAAUUGCCACAGUGAUGGCAUUUUGUCGAUUGCUUCAACUGUGUCAGUUAAGCAAAAUUAUCGGGCCACUGAGUAUUUCGUUGAAUCGGAUGACUGGAGACAUCUUCCGUUUUAUGAUCAUCCUGCUUAUCGUCUUCGUAGCUUUUUGCGCCGGGCUGAAUUCAGUCUACAAGAACUACAACGGCAACGUACUUCGCAUUCGGGGUAUUCGAAAUGUGACACAACCAGCGGCAUUCGUCAGCGUCGGUCAUACUUUGAAGUCCCUGUUUUGGGGAAUAUACGCGAUGGGUUCUCCGACAGACGCAGACCUAGUGGUUUCUCAAAACAUCGGGAGUGCCGACCGUAUCCUCAAGCACUACUUCACUGAAGCAGUCGGUUACGGACUUUGGGCACUGUUUCACAUUCUGACAGUAAUCGUAUUACUCAACAUGCUUAUUGCCAUGAUGUCUGAUAGCUUCCAGCGUAUUCAGGAAAAUGCGUAUCAGGAGUGGAUGUUUGCUAGGGCAUCUCAAUGGAUCCAGUACUUUGAUAAUCAUACGGCUAUUCCAGCACCUUUCAAUCUUUUGCCAUCGGCCUACUGUAUCAAUCAGGCAUACAAAAUUGGGAUGUCACUCUGGGAAAAGGAAUGGCGACGAGCACGUGAACAGUGCUCUCCUGAGUGGGCUUGUUUUCCUGAUUUUGAGCAGGCUAGAGAGCUUCAAAAGCGGUACCAACAUAAUUAUCAAAGUCUUAUCAUCGUUCUUAUUCGACGUUAUCUCCAGUUACGUGAGCUCGAAGAACGGGAUCACGCAUUAUCAAGAGUUCUGUCAUCAUUUCUUUCGACGCAGGAUUAUUCGUCCACCACACCCGGCCCACCUGGGGGCACGGGCAACAAUUACAAUUCGAAUUACAAUCGACGUGAUUCAUUUGGAGCUGGUCAACAGGUUAAACUGAGGCACCCUUCCAAACUGGCUUUUUUAGGGGCGGCAUUCGCACACUAACAUGAAUCACAUAUGUGCGACUUUGUCAGUCAUAAGUACUAUGUACUAACAUUCUGUGUGGAUACGUUGGUAGAAAGUUCGAAUAAACGAGUUUUAGUGAGUUAGACGUAUCACCCAUAUUAAAGCAGAAAACUGUGACUGUGACCAACCAUGACAGUAAACUGAAACGUUUGGUCUAUUUAGCUACGUCCGGUACAACUAUUGAUAAACAGUGCCUCAGACAACCAACCAUUUCAGUACAAAGUGAAAAAUAUCCGACUCUAUACACCUGACACUAACUUUGAACCAUUUCACGUUCUUACUGCACUGCUAGGACAACUAGCUAAUAAAGCAAGACUCCCGACUGAGGAACAUAAUGAAUCCAAGUAUGAGACAAAACAAGCUGGCCUAUAUGCUCUUCGUCGGAAUUACAACCCAUAAAAGUUAUCUAAAAAAAUCCUACAGAACAGGAGAUUUUUUGGCAACCUUGCCAAAUAUGAUAAUCGAGUGUUACCGCCUCUAGACACAAAUGAAAUGCACAUAUCUUACACGCAAGUCGUUUUAUAUUGUAAAUAAGCGCCAUAAUUAUUAGGUAAUAAUAGUUAAUCCACAGGCAAUACUUAUUUUCUUUAUAUUAUUGCUCCGAAGAUUGAUUAUCAGUGGACGAUAUUUUUUUCGGUGCAAACAUUUAACUGCAAUAAAAUUUACGACUAUAGUAAUAUUAUCAAGAUCACGGACAUCGUUAGCAAACUCGUUUAUUUAUACCUUCCUUACCUCAUGACAUCUAUAAAAAUAGGAACUGAAAAGAGCUGAACUUCAGCGGCGAAAAAUUACAGCAAGAUAAUUUUAAGCUAGAUAGUAACGAUACAGAUUUUCUCUUAUUUUUUAGUUAUAAAUAUGCAAGAGAACAUUGCCAGACGACUGUAUUAAUAAUAUUCAUUCUAAUUUUAAAUCGGUAGAUGUAGUUUAUGCUAACUCUGGAAUAAAAUUUGGAAGCAAGUCACAGAAGAUUUAUAUGAAAACAGUCGAUACAAACAGGUUAGGAGAGCUCGUGGAUACCGGAAGAUAACUCAAUCUCAGGUUUUGCACAUGAAAAAUGGCUACUAAAUAUCACAUCAAAAAACGUAAUCUUGAAAUCAAUGCCGUCUUCGCUUUAGAUAUUAUUUAGCUGUAGGAAUUCGUCAGGUUUAAACUGAAUAACUGUUGGACUACGCCCUGCUAGCAGACGGAUAUUUGGCUAGUACCUGCACUGAGAAUAUUUGCUGCUACGAGAUACUAAAAUAAAAAACAAUCCAAUAUCUACUUGUUUAAAAAACUCA
Messenger RNA from Varroa destructor (honeybee mite), 6264 nucleotides. RefSeq names its product short transient receptor potential channel 5-like. Gene Ontology annotation, biological process: calcium ion transmembrane transport; regulation of cytosolic calcium ion concentration. Gene Ontology annotation, cellular component: plasma membrane; cation channel complex. The record is from RefSeq and is a predicted model, not a curated record. Gene Ontology annotation, molecular function: store-operated calcium channel activity; inositol 1,4,5 trisphosphate binding. Lineage: Eukaryota; Metazoa; Arthropoda; Arachnida; Mesostigmata; Varroidae.